UUUUAAGGUUAUGUUUAUGUGUCAAAUUAGAAAUUGCAUCUCUAAAAAUCUAUAAAAAUGUUUUAAAAAUAAAAAUUUAUUGAAUUACGGGUUCGAGGAUGUUUCGAAGAGUACUUAGCACGGUUAUGGAGGGUACGGUUAACCCUCACUAUGAACCAUUAGCUUAUACAAGCCCUUUUACUCAUCAGGAUUUAUUACAUUUACAAUGGUUAAAUGGAAUAGCUCCAUGUUUUCCUGUAAAAGCAAAAAAUAUCAGCAUAAUUGCGGAACCCUGUCAAUUUUAUAAUACCAUUAUCGAGAAGUGUGCAAAAGCCACAAAACGAAUAACUUUGGUUAGUUUAUAUCUAGGUAAUGGUAAUUUAGAAACAAAUUUAGUUAAUGCUUUAAUGUCAAAUACAAGUUUUAUAAAUGGUCAAUUGGAUAUAAACGUAUUAUUGGAUUACACAAGAGGUAGCCGAUUCAAGAAUAAUUCUCGUACAAUGUUAUUGCCCUUAUUAAACAAAAACGACCGAAACUGCCAAAUUUCAUUGUAUCACACGCCGAUUUUAAGGGGAUUACGCAAAAAAUUAGCCCCGAAUCGUUGGAAUGAACUUUUCGGACUACAACACAUGAAGUUAUAUAUCUUCGACGAUACCCUGAUUAUAAGUGGUGCUAAUUUAUCAAAAGAUUAUUUUACGAAUCGACAAGAUCGGUAUUUUGUUAUCGAAAAUAAAAAUAUAUGUGACUUUUAUUGCGGACUCGUAAAAUGCGUCCAAGCGUUUAGCUUAAAACUUGAUAAAUUAAACAACAUCGGAUUAAAUACUGGAUGGACUCAAUUACCGUAUGAGGGAAGCAAAAAUAAAUUUAUUCAACAAGCCGGUGCGUUAAUUCAGAAAUUUUUAAACGACACCAAAGAAGAACAAAACUAUCAAUUAAAAAAUGGUUAUGAUACUUGGGUGUAUCCGUUGGUGCAAAUGGGGCAACUCGGCGUCAAACAAGACGCUUUCGUAACAGAGUGUUUAUUAGCUAAUGCUCCAACAUCAACUAAACUAUACAUUGCAACUGGUUAUUUUAAUUUAACACAUAGAUAUAUGCAAACAAUUAUUUAUAAUUCAAACGCCCAGUGCAAAUUAUUGAUGGCUCACCCAAACGCGAAUGGUUUUAAAGGUGCAAAAGGCCCCGCAGGUGGUAUUCCCGAUGCUUAUAGUUUACUAGCUCAAAAAUUCCGGAAGAAACUCGAAAAAUUGGGUCAAAAUGAUCGAGUGACGUUUCAAGAGUACCUGCGACAAGGAUGGACUUAUCAUGCUAAAGGGUUGUGGUAUUACACAGAAAAUUCAAGGUACCCAAGUUUAACAUUAAUUGGAUCCCCGAAUUUCGGCGAACGAUCCGUUAAAAGAGAUUUGGAAACACAAAUUGCGAUCAUCACCGAAAACGAGGAGUUAAAAAAAGAGAUGCACAAUGAAUGUCAAAGGUUGUACGGUUUAGGCCUACCUGUUACAGAAUACAGGAUAAUCCCCAAAUGGGUUUAUGCAAUGGUCUUUUUAUUUCGUGGAUAUUUCUAGUUUUUUUUUUUUUUUUACAAGAAGAAUGUUGAGUUAUGAACAGUAUUUUUUGUUACUUUUUCAGAAUCAUAACA
Messenger RNA from Onthophagus taurus, 1615 nucleotides. It is a transcript of the gene PGS1, whose product is annotated as Phosphatidylglycerophosphate synthase 1. NCBI's taxonomy places the organism in Eukaryota, Metazoa, Arthropoda, Insecta, Coleoptera, Scarabaeidae. Gene Ontology annotation, molecular function: CDP-diacylglycerol-glycerol-3-phosphate 3-phosphatidyltransferase activity. Gene Ontology annotation, cellular component: mitochondrion. The record is from RefSeq and is a predicted model, not a curated record. Gene Ontology annotation, biological process: cardiolipin biosynthetic process.